AUGAGCGGGCGCGACAGUGGCGUGGCGCGGAAUGCCCCGGGCGGCGGGGCGCUUAUUUGGGGGGUGGGGACGGAAAACGAGGCCGUCGAGCCGCAGCUCCCGCGCGGCCCGUCGCACGGCGCCGUGAAGGAGGCGGAGGCGGAGGCUGGUCGGCCGUCCCGCGGCGCCUCGGGCGGGGCCGAGGUGGACCAGGAGGUGGCGCUCACGAACCCCGCGCCCUCGCUGCGUGCAAGGGCGCUAAACGGGGCGGUCUCGAGCCCCCACAGCGGCAGUGGCGGGUGGGGCAGCCUCGCCGAGCUUCCCAUGAGUCGCGCGGCGACAAGGGCCUCCUUGCAGGGCUCGGAGCAGCGGGUGGAGGCCUCCGCUGGCGGCACCGUCGACGGCGACGACGCGCUGUCGCCGGGGCUGUUUGACCAGCAACUGCGAGAGUCACUCGGGACGAACGUGCGUGAAGGCGACCGCCCGCACACGCCGCAUCAUGUACAGCAGGCGAUCUCCGCUCAGGAGCGUGCCGCCCGCCAGCGGAUACAAGACGACUUCCGCACCCAGCUGCACGCCCUGUACGACGUGAUGGUGAACGAGGAGGACGUUUUAUUAGACGACGAAAUACGCGAAAUCGAAAUUCAGGAGUUGCGUGAAGAGGCCGAUGAACGAGAAAGGGAAAGAGAACGCCGUUUGAGAGAGGGCCUGGGCGACGACGACGCGAACAGAUUCCCGUGUACGGUGGCGGCAAGACCCUUUGAGGAGGGCACGGAGGACUCCGACGAGGAGGAGGAGGAGGCGGAGGUGCGAGGCCCCGUGUCGCCGUCCGAGGCGGCCGGCAUGGCCGCCACCACCCCCGGCCCCCUCAAGGCAGAGCCCCUGAAUGAGGAGGAAGAGCGGGCGCUCGACAGCAUCGGCGACGACGUAAUUUACCCCGAGGAUGACCCGGGCGUCGUGCUGGAGAAGCUGCAGCGCAAGUACAGGUCUUUUAUGCCUCGCGCUGAGGCUGCGCCGGGGAACUCGGAGGCGUCAACGCCCCCUCACUUCGCGGCGUUUGCAGUCAGCGAGGAUACUCUCGGCGACGCGGAAGCGGAAGCGGAAGCGGAAGACGCGAAGGACGAAGAGGAGGAGGAGGAGGAGGAAGCGCUGCCUCUGCAGCCGAAACUGGUUGCGGGGGGCUGCAGGCGGGGGUUAGGAAAUGUCCGCCUCUUCUCUCCGCAGGCGUGGGGGCACGAGCAGGGUGAGCGCGAGUGGCCGCAGGGGCGAUUUUCGCUUCGCCUCAGUGAAAGUAGCACCGCCACCAGCAGCCUCACCGACGACCCGAACCUGUCGCCCCUGCCGGUGGAAGUCAUUCCGCGAAACUUCACCCGCGCGGUGGCCGCCGUUCGCCGCGGCACCCUGGAGGCCACGGAAAGCCUCCCCUCCCGCGAGGAGGAGGAUGAGGAGGGGCCGCUCGACGCCCACCUUCUCUACUCCCUCCCCCGCUCCCACGCGGGGCCGGAGAGCAUGCUCGUGAAUCGGGCGGAGGAGCUGGCAGGCUCCGUUGCCUCCACCGACGAAGAGGGGACGGAAGCAGCGCCGCUUGAGGCCUCUGCACAGCCGCGGCAGAGCCGGCGGCACGGCAAGCCGCAGCGCCGCGAGGAGUACACGGCGGCCGCCGAGCGGUCCGAAGCGUCGUCCGAGGAAGAGCCGGAGGCGCCACUCACCGGCUUGGCCUUGCCGUCGCAGCGGCGGGCAACCACCCACCGCCAGUCCGCACACGAGUUUAUUGCAACGACCGGUGCGACCGAGGAGACCACCGACGAGGAGGACAAGGCACCGCUGCAAAGCAUGCUCUCGCCCAAACCCCCAAGACACGGCCAACCCUCGGCGAUGCGCAUCUUGCCUGAAAGGGGAAGCGCCGCCAGCUCUGGGGAGGAAAGUGGCCACGAGCACGGACCGCUAGAGCCCACAGUUGUAAGAACCGCCGGAAUUCGCAGUGGCGCUGAAAAAGUGACGCGCCAAGAGAGCGUGAUGCAGCAACUCUCGCUUGACAGCAGCAUCGAUGAGGCGGCGGCGCUACAGGCUUCCGCGAUUCCUCCCAUCACUUACCACCGGGCGGCGGCGCCAACCAAACAGUAUCAGAACUUCUCGGAGGCCUCCGGUCAGCCCUCACCCGCGCAGUCCGCGGAGUCACCGACAAGAGACAUCGCGCAACCUAGUCGCUGCACAUACAGCCUCUACAACGCAGCUGAGCCAUCCUUUGAGUUCGAAGGUGACACAAACCCAUCCAUCAGCAUUCACGACGGGGUUGAAAGCAUCAUGGCGGAGGAACCGUGUCUCAGCUCAACCUCGAAAGAGGCACACCUCAGCCAAGCACCCUCGGCAGUGGAAAUCACAAGCAUCUGUGCAGAGGGGAAAGCCAUUUCAAGCGUCCAAACAAGACAACCUACAACACGCGAAUCCAUCGCAUCUGAAGAACAGCACGAAAUACCACUCAUCACAAAGGAAGUGGAAAGGCAACUAACAACUGAAAUAGCAGAGCCACCAUCAAAAUACGCUGUACAUUCAGACAUAUAUCAAAACAAACCACCCGUGCUAGUUCAGCUUCAUCCGUCACAACUAGCAAAGCGAGAAACACUGGAGUCACAAUUACGCGAAGAAGCCGCUCUGUCCGAGGACGCGGCGCCAGAGGCCGGCAUAGCGAAGCAGCGUGAGCACGAGGUGGGGACCGCCCCGGAAGCGGUGGAGCCACUGGAGGCCGCUCUGUCCGAGGAGGGGAAGGCGAGCCCGUUGAUAUGGUCCAGCGACUCCAGCGCAGCCUGGUGCCCCGUGGAGGACAGGACGCGAUGGCGGAAGCGGCCGCUCUGUCCGAGGACGCGGCGCCAGCGGCCGGCAUAG
Molecule: messenger RNA, 2862 nt
Organism: Trypanosoma conorhini
Lineage: Eukaryota; Euglenozoa; Kinetoplastea; Trypanosomatida; Trypanosomatidae
Exons: 1
Coding region: 1-2862 (953 amino acids)
Source: RefSeq, a predicted model, not a curated record